Laccaria bicolor S238N-H82 is the source of this 1525-nucleotide messenger RNA. RefSeq names its product mitogen-activated protein kinase MAPK. Gene Ontology annotation, biological process: intracellular signal transduction; protein phosphorylation. The record is from RefSeq and is a predicted model, not a curated record. Gene Ontology annotation, cellular component: nucleus; cytoplasm. The transcript is spliced from 9 exons. Gene Ontology annotation, molecular function: ATP binding; MAP kinase activity. NCBI's taxonomy places the organism in Eukaryota, Fungi, Basidiomycota, Agaricomycetes, Agaricales, Hydnangiaceae. The coding region runs from base 1 to 1137 and encodes 378 amino acids.
AUGCCAGACCCUACCCAAGCGCCUACGAAGUCGAAAUCGGCAGCACCUGCCCAGCCCACCCCGAGGAAAGUCAGGUUUAACGUCGGCACCCAAUACCAAGUUCUCGAUGUCGUUGGUGAAGGCGCCUAUGGGAUUGUGUGCUCUGCCGUGCAUCGACCAAGUGGUCGCAAGGUCGCUAUCAAGAAGAUCGCCCCUUUUGACCAUUCAAUGUUCUGCCUGCGGACCCUCCGGGAGCUCAAGCUCCUCAAGUUCUUGAGUGAGGCGGGUGUUAGCGAGAAUAUCAUUUCAAUUUUGGACAUCAUCAAACCAGCCUCAAUAGAUGCGUUCAAGGAGGUCUACUUGAUCCAAGAGCUUAUGGAGACUGACAUGCAUCGGGUUAUUCGAACACAAGAUCUUUCUGACGAUCACGCCCAAUAUUUCAUAUACCAGACUCUUCGUGCUUUGAAAGCACUCCAUUCUGCAGAUGUUAUCCAUCGUGACCUCAAACCCUCCAAUCUCCUCCUCAACGCGAAUUGCGACCUGAAGGUCUGCGAUUUUGGGCUUGCGCGGUCUGUUAAGACCGCUGAGCCAUCUGGCACGGAGACCGGGUUCAUGACCGAGUAUGUUGCGACCCGUUGGUAUCGUGCCCCCGAAAUUAUGUUGACGUUUAAGCAAUACACGAAGGCCAUUGAUGUAUGGUCGGUAGGUUGCAUUUUGGCAGAGAUGCUAUCUGGCAAGCCACUCUUUCCGGGCCGAGACUACCAUCAUCAAUUAACUCUCAUCCUCGACGUCCUGGGAACGCCCACACUUGAUGAGUUCUACGCCAUUACCACGCGGCGUUCGCGGGAUUAUAUCCGGGCACUCCCAUUCCGGAAACGUAAACCGUUUGCGCAGCUCUUUCCCAAUGCAAACCCUCUUGCGGUAGAUUUCUUGGCUAAAACCUUGACGUUCGAUCCCAAGAAGCGGAUUACUGUCGAGAAUGCUCUCGCGCAUCCCUAUCUGGAAUCCUACCAUGACCCGGAAGACGAACCCGUGGCACCGCCUUUGGACCCUGAGUUCUUUGAGUUUGAUUUGCACAAGGACGACAUCAGCCGAGAACAGCUGAAGGAACUCCUAUAUGAUGAGAUCAUGUCCUUCCAACCCGCGCCAAUUACAUAGUGGCUGCGCAUAUAACUUCUUUGUAUUCUAAUCGUUUGUAAACCUGCCUGUAUACCUCGAGAUCAACCGCAACCCUACAACUACACGCUUACCUGACAUCUAUUCUUGGACGACCGUGAUGUGGGAUGAAGAAGGCGGAGAAGGCAUCACAUAUCGCCUAUACAUGCCCCCUACUCACCCCACCUGGUCCAACUUUGGUUUUAGGUUUUUCUCUUACAAACUUGUACGGUGCAUCUGGGAAUGUGCUGUCGAUGCAAAGUACUUUUUUUUCCACUCCAUCUUCGGUCACCACGCAGCUGUAUUACCACCUUUUGCAUUUUGUGGAAAAUAGAUUCGAGCUGAUGAUUCAUUCAAAUGAGAUAUUUUUCGCGUGAUGGGUGCGAAAAAA